Stegastes partitus (bicolor damselfish) is the source of this 1654-nucleotide messenger RNA. RefSeq names its product transmembrane protein 185 (gene tmem185a). Bases 135 to 1193 code for a protein of 352 amino acids. Lineage: Eukaryota; Metazoa; Chordata; Actinopteri; Pomacentridae. The transcript has 7 exons. The record is from RefSeq and is a predicted model, not a curated record.
GAGUUAGCAUCGAGCUCGUAAUGAACCCGAGAGAAAAGGCUGUGCUGCCGCCGACAUUACGAUGUGUAGCGUUCGAGAAAGACGCGGUCAACACGGGAAACUAAUGUCGGCUCUCUGAGCAGCCUCCCUACACCAUGAAUCUCAGAGGACUCUUCCAGGACUUCAACCCCAGUAAGUUCCUGAUCUAUUCGUGCCUGCUGCUGUUCUCCGUGCUGCUGUCCCUGAGGCUGGAUGGCGUCAUCCAGUGGAGCUACUGGGCUGUGUUCACUCCCAUAUGGCUGUGGAAGCUGCUGGUCAUCAUCGGGGCGUCAGUGGGCACCGGAGUCUGGGCUCACAACCCUCAGUACAGGGCUGAAGGGGAAACCUGUGUGGAGUUUAAGGCCAUGCUGAUCGCUGUGGGCCUCCACGUCCUGCUGCUGAUGUUCGAGGUGCUGGUGUGCGACCGAGUGGCCCGAGGAAACUACUUCUGGCUGCUCGUCUUCAUGCCGCUCUUCUUUGUGUCGCCCGUUUCGGUGGCAGCAUGUGUCUGGGGCUUCAGACACGACCGCUCCCUCGAGCUGGAGGUUCUGUGUUCAGUCAACAUCCUGCAGUUCAUCUUCAUCGCUCUGAGGCUGGACCGGAUCAUCAACUGGCCUUGGCUGGUGGUGUGUGUUCCUCUGUGGAUCCUCAUGUCCUUCCUGUGCCUUGUGGUUCUCUACUACAUCAUCUGGUCGGUGCUCUUCCUGCGCUCCAUCGACAUCAUCGCCGAGCAGCGCCGGACCCACAUCACCAUGGCGAUCAGCUGGAUGACCAUCGUAGUUCCACUGCUCACCUUUGAGAUCCUCCUGGUCCAUAAGCUGGACGGCCACAACAGCCUGAGCUACGUCUGUGUGUUCGUCCCUCUGUGGCUCUCUCUGCUCACGCUCAUGGCCACCACCUUCGGCCAGAAGGGAGGAAACCACUGGUGGUUCGGCAUCAGGAAGGACUUCUGCCACUUCCUGCUGGAGCUCCUCCCCUUCCUGCGGGAGUAUGGCAACGUGUCCUACGACCUCCAGCGCAGCGAGGACCCCGAGGCGGCCGACGACCUGCCCGUCCCAGAACCGCCACCGAAGAUCGCUCCGAUGUUCCACAAGAAGACCGGCGUGGUGAUCACACAGAGUCCCGGGAAGUACUUUGUCCCGCCGCCCAAGCUCUGCAUCGACAUGCCCGACUAGCCCCCCAGAGACUCUGCAGCCGGAUCUACCCGCCCUGAAGGAUUCAGCCCUGAACUCUGCAUCAGAACCAGAGCCCUCACACUGGUUCUGUUCUGGACCACAGACACUAAUGUGGGCCUGAUGCUGGAUCUGUGGACUCUAGAGCGUGACUGGAACAGCCGUAGAUCUUUGGAUCCGAGUGUCUGAAUGACAACGACACUUGGUCUGUGAUGGGACCAGUAGGACUGUUUCAUGACGGGAUCAGUGGACCCUGGUUCUGUUCAGGUCAUUCCAGACAAAACCAACCAGAUGUGAAAACCUUUCCGACCUCCUCACCGUUUAUAUCCACAGUGACCUCCCUGUAGCCGAUGAUCAGAGGUCCAGAUGCAUCACUCCUCAGUACAGACGCACAGUUUUGUUUUGGCUUCUAGCAGAACCCAGAUGUGUUCUUCCUCCUAAAUGUCAUGUGUCUAUCUGCUGUA